Molecule: messenger RNA, 1864 nt
Organism: Saccostrea echinata
Lineage: Eukaryota; Metazoa; Mollusca; Bivalvia; Ostreida; Ostreidae
Exons: 5
Coding region: 152-1483 (443 amino acids)
Source: RefSeq, a predicted model, not a curated record
AUAAUCAUUCUACACCUUUGUUGAAAAUAAAGUCUGUAAGAUGAAAGGUUGACUUACAGACAGACGGAAUAUAAGAAUUGAACCCCCUCUUCCCCAUUGUACUUGUCAAUCCGGAAUUGCCAAUGUUGGUUCGCGUGUUACAGUGACCAAUAUGGCGUCUGGAUCGAAGAAACCCAAGCAAAUAAGUACAAAUUCAGAAGAAACCUCUUGUAGCAAUCAAAGUGAUAGCUGUCAUGUAUCUAAUUCUAGUGAAGGAAGCAGUCCAAGUAAAGAUGUCUCAUUUUUUUCAACACCAGAAAGUGAUACUGACAUUAAAAGGAGGAAACCGAAUUCCAUAGAGCAGAGUUCGUCGCAAGUCAAUAGUGAUACGGGAAAUUACUCAAAGGUUCCUCACAAUCUUAGUGACUGGGAGAAGAAACACAUUGAAAAUCUUAAUAUUAAAGUAUCUUAUCGACCAGAUAUAUCCCCUUUGCAGCUAAUAAACAGAACAAUUCAGAAAACUGGGCUCCAAAUCUUUGAGGUUCGAAGGCUUGAUCCGGAUGAAGAAGAAAAAAAGAUUGUGUCUCUAGUCAAAUAUGUCCAGCAGAGUAAAUUUAUGGAGAUGUUAUCUAAAAUAAAUUAUCUGACAUUUCGUGAUUUGAGCAGGAAAUCCUUGAAGGGUUUAGACAUGUAUGCAGACGACCGAUACCAGUGUUCAUUUAUACCUGAUGAAUUACCAGAGAGUCUUAAAUUAUGGUUUUACAGGUUUCACACUCAUGGAAAAAUGUUUGCUCACAUUUUACAUAAGAUGGUUGAAAACAUGGAGGAAGGCAUUCAGAAUUAUCAAUGUCAUUUCCAGCAUUUAUUUGAAACGUUUACAAAGAUGUUUGGAAUGUUCAGUUUUGUAAGUUUAAUGCCUUGCAUUGAGGUGCAGAAAAUGAAUAUCAUGGAUACAGAAGUUUAUGGUGCUCCAGAUAUUCUUUACUCUUGCCACUGUUGGAAACCUCCUGUGGAUAAUGAAAUGAAAAAAUCUCGUAUAGUAGCCAUAUGUGAGGUGAAGAAAGAAGUACCUUUAUUCAAAGAACACCAAAUAUCUCUAUCUCCAGGCAGCAAAACAAGAGAAAAAUCAAGGAAGCGCCUGUCAACAGAGGAGAUAUCUUCUUCUUCAGUGUCCUGCUCAACAACAGUGAAAAAAGACUUUCCAAGCAUGUCAGAUAAACUUAUAGGGCAACAUGGAGGACAAAUGCUGUUGAAUUAUCAGCAAUCAAAUAGAUGUGAUUUGAUUAUUGGUUUGGUUGUUCAAGAGACAAAAGUCACAUUCACUGCACUUGAAAUGACAGAUCACCAGUACCAGAGAAUUAAAGAAGGGAAAAUCAUUCACUCAGAAAAGAAUAGACCUACUUUCACUUUCACAAAAGCUUAUGAUUUCCUAAAGGUAGAAGACUUAGAGAACAUAAUUGAACCAUUUAUAAGAUUAGGACUAGAACAGCAUAGAGCAGUAUAAAUGAGACUUGGAGACUUUGAAGAUGAGAGUGUUGAGGCCUUUGAAUGUUAAUUGUCUCCUUUUUAGAAGAAAAAAAUUACAGGCUUCUGUUUCAGAGGUUAUAUUGUGAAGAUUUUUAUGAAAUGGAAAAAAGUUCUGUACACAGUUAGAUUUUCACUGGAAUAACUACCACUACCUUUAAAACAGUAUCAAAAUCUGCUUCAAACAUCAUGAAUAUAUGCUGUGAAAUGAAUUUAUAUAGAAAUUGUGGUGUUAAUUUGUGAUUUUUUUAAUGUUGAUUUUGUAAUAUUCAAUUAAAAAGAACUUUAAUUGUGUGGCUAACUUUUAUUAUCUUUGUAGAUAAUGAACUGAAAUGAAAACUGGCAAAAUAAACCAUCUUUU